UCUCAUCGUGAUUUAGAGUUUUUUAAAAAUGGUUACUUUUAAUCUUAGCAAACUUCUGGCUGAUAAUUUUCCUCAAGGCAUAUUUUCACGAGUAAAAAUGUAUCUGAAUGUGCUAAAUUUUUGCAGUCCAAGUUUUUAUCACUUUAUGCUGAUUGCGCUGUGAAUUUCAACAUUUUAAAAGUCUGGCUUUUAAUUUAAUAAAAAAAUUUAAUGAGUGUCGAAAAAAAAAAAAGUUCUUUCUUACUAAAUAUAAACAUUUUUUGGAUCAAAAUCAACAAUGCAAAUAUCUCUUAUAAGAAAAAGAUUCUGAAAAAGAGAUUAGAACACAUGAGAAAGAACUGCUAUUAAUUAGAAAAGGUGAAAAUCUGAUUAAACAUGGUAAUCAACUCAUCAAGCAGGGUGAGCGUAAAAUAAAAGAAGGGGAAUUACUGCUUCGUACUCAUGGAUCCAAUGUAAACAGUGUACCAUGUAGAGUACCUAAAUCAUCUGCAGUCAAUAUAUCUUGUACACCAAAACCUAGAAAGUCUUUUAUUAAGCUUACAAACAGGAUGAAGCGUAAAAGAACAGAUAGUCUUAGAGAACGAGAGGUGGAAGAACUGCAACAUGCUGUCAAAAGGUUUAAAUCUAAUUCUUAUAUUGAUGAUAGGGCUAUUUUAUAUGGUUCAAAUUUGUCAUUGCAAGCUCUUUUUAAUUUGAAACUUACAGAUAGAACAAGGGCUGAAUUUAAAAAUAUAGUGACUCUUAUGAGUCACUCUAUUUUUAUAUCGUCAUCUUGUUCCUCCAGGUUUAACCAAGUUGACGCAAUACAAUAUUGAAUAUUCUGAAACCGAAGUAAAAUGUAGUAUUUUCCAUAUGAUAAAGCAUUCAGUUUCUAGAGUGUUUGAAUAUCUUUUGGAUUAUGAAAGUAACUGCAUAAUGAGUUUAUCACAAGAAGAGCGUGAUAAUGUACAAAUUAUUUGCAAAGUAGGAGGUGAUGGUCAAAGUGAUCAAUCUGAGUUUCAAAAUUCAGCAACUAUGAAAAGAGGUGUAGAUGAUCGCUCUGUGUAUAGUAUAGUGUUUGUACUACUGGAGAUCCGAAGUGGAGAAAAAAUAAUAUGGAAAAAUUUAAUUCCAAAUAGUCCAGAUGCAACCCAUCAUCUUUUUUGUUUUGCAAAAGAGACUGCUAGUUUUAUUCAGGAAAAAUUUGAACAUUUGAAAAAUGAAAUUUUUUUAUUGAAGAAUAUUGAAUUUAAACUUGAUGAAAGUACUUUUGUAGUAAAGUCUAGUUUGUCAACUAUUUAUACCACAAUGAAUGAUGGCAAAACACUAAACGCUGUUGUAUCAAAUAUGCUUAAAAAAAAAAUUUCAUCUCAGCCCUGCCAUGUAUGCCUUGCAAAUUCUAAGGAGUUUAACUUGAAAACUAUUUGGAAAAAAAAUAUUAAUUUAAACAAGCAUGUUUUGAAACUUGGAAUUUGCAGUCUUCAUCUGUGGAUGCGCUGUAUGGAGUGGAUUUUCAAUACUGCUUGUAAACUCCCAGCUGUUAAGCAAGGAAGAAAUAUUCCAUCACAAAAGAGUAAAGAAUUUAUUGAAAACAAAAAAAAAUUCCAGCUUUUAUUCAAUACAACUGAAUAUAAGGGUUUCUUUUGUCAGGAAAGGAUGUGGAACAACCAAUACUGGAAAUGUUGCUCGCAAAUUUUUUAAUAACCCGAUUGUGACAGGGAGAAUUUUAAACUUGGAUAUCAGAAUGAUUAAGUUGUUUUGAGAUUUACUCAUUGAUAUAAACAGAACAACUACAAGACCGGAUAUAAAGGUUUUCAAACAGAAAUCUGAACAUCUAUUUGCACUCAUAACUAAUGAUAAAUUUUUAAAAACCAUACCUAUGUCACAAUCUGUGCAUAGAGUGAUAGUUCAUGGUACUUCUUUUAUAAGGUAUUUUAAGUAUCCGAUAGGUUCUUUGUCUGAGAGUGCUAUUGAAGCCAGAAAUAAGGAAAACAAAACUGCUCGAAUUGGUCAUGCUCGUUUAACCUCUUUUGCAGAAAACACUAGGGAUACAGCUAAUUAUUUGUUUAUGACAUCUGAUAUGUACCUCUUUUGCAAAAAAAACAAAAUGGAUAAAAAAAGUUAAAUAUUUUAAGUCCUUCUUUAUUUAUAUGCCUAUUUCCUCAUUUUGUAUAAGAGCAACGCAUAGUGCGCCGGUUUGGGCGCCGCCCAAAUUAAAAAUCAAAGACUUUUUUUUUUUUUCGUUUUUUACGGCAAAUAUUGUUUUUUCCGCAAAUACUCGGCAAUAUUUCUGCUAAAUUUCUCCGAGACGAAGGGGUACCGCCGCCCAUAUUUUUUUCCUAAGAUAGCCCUGAUAUAAGGUGUCCAUUUUACUAAAAUGAGGGGGUUGAAAAAAUUACAUGUUUUUUGAACGCUAAAAGAUUAUUAAAU
This is a messenger RNA of Hydra vulgaris (swiftwater hydra), 2409 nucleotides long. Lineage: Eukaryota; Metazoa; Cnidaria; Hydrozoa; Anthoathecata; Hydridae. The record is from RefSeq and is a predicted model, not a curated record.